GGGGGAAGAGGCGCGGCGUCUGCCGGUGCCUGACAGGCUGCCCCGCCAUGUCUCGCUUCUUCCAAGCGCUUCGCCGCGCCGCCAGCGCCCGGGCGGCGGGUCCGGGAGUGGAGGAGGCGGACAUUUACCGGUGGGGUCUGACAGGCAUCCAGCUUCGCCCUUAUCAAAUAGAAGGUGUAAACUGGCUGGUGCAAUGCUAUGAAGUCCAGCAUGGCUGUAUCCUGGGUGAUGAGAUGGGUCUUGGGAAGACUUGUCAGACUAUUUCUCUACUUCUUUAUUUGACAAAAAAAGUAACAGACAAAGAGAGAUUUCUCAUACUUUGUCCUCUGUCCGUUCUGAGCAACUGGAAGGAGGAACUGGAGAGGUUUGCUCCAGGUCUUUCCUUUGUGACAUACAUAGGCAACAAGGAGGAGCGACCCAAACUGCAGCAGAACCUGAAAGAGCAAUCUCACUUCCAUGCACUCCUGACAACGUAUGAGAUUUGCCUGAAAGAUGCAGCAUUUCUAAAAUUCUUUAACUGGGCUGCCUUGGUUGUAGAUGAAGCUCACAGACUGAAAAAUCAAAGUUCUCUGCUUUACAAGACGCUUUCUGAGUUUUCAGUAGGCUUCAGCCUGCUACUCACAGGCACUCCAAUCCAGAACAGCCUUCAGGAACUGUACUCCUUACUCAGCCUUAUUGAGCCUGACAUCUUUCCUAGGGAACAAGUGAAAGACUUUGUUGAGUAUUACCAAGCUAUCGAAAAGGAGAGUGAGCCAGCCAAAGAAUUGCACAAUCUUCUGCAGCCAUUUUUGCUUCGAAGAGUCAAGUCUGAGGUGGCUGCAGAGCUGCCAAAGAAGGUGGAAGUGGUUCUGUACCAUGGAAUGUCAGCUCUGCAAAGGAAGUACUACAAGGCCAUUUUGAUGAAAGAUCUAGAUGCAUUUGAAAGUGAAACAGGAAGGAAGGUUACACUUCAGAAUGUCUUAAUUCAGCUUCGGAAGUGUGUUGCCCACCCAUACCUUUUCAAUGGUGUUGAGCCAGAACCGUUUGAGAUUGGAGACCAUAUUGUUGAAGCCAGUGGCAAGCUGUGUUUGUUGGAUAAACUCCUUUCAUUCUUGUAUGCUGGUGGCCACCGUGUCUUGCUGUUUUCUCAGAUGACUCAACUGCUUGAUAUCCUGCAAGACUACAUGGACUAUAGAGGCUACAGCUACGAGCGGCUGGACGGUUCUGUUAGGGGUGAAGAGAGACACCUUGCCAUUAAGAACUUUGGUCAACAGCCCAUCUUCAUCUUCCUGCUGAGCACCAGAGCAGGUGGAGUUGGCAUGAACCUGACAGCAGCAGAUACAGUUAUUUUUACUGAUAGCGAUUUUAAUCCACAAAACGACUUGCAAGCAAUAGCACGAGCUCACCGAAUUGGGCAGCACAAGCCUGUCAAAAUUAUCCGCUUGAUUGGGCGAGAUACAAUUGAAGAAAUAAUCUACCGAAGAGCUGCUUCUAAGCUUCGGCUGACAAAUGCCAUUGUAGAAGGGGGGCAGUUUGCUCUGGGAGCACCCAAGCCUCAGGGAGCAGCAGAGUUACAGCUGAGUGAAAUCUUGAAAUUUGGCUUGGAUAAAUUGCUCUCCUCUGAGGGGAGUACUAUACAGGAUGUGGAGCUAGAAAACAUCCUUGGAGAGACAGAAGGAGGGAAGUGGGUCAUGGAUGUUGUGCUGCCAUGCAAAGAAGAGAGUGAAGAGGAGGAUACAGAGAAUCACAUGUACGUGUACGAAGGCAAAGAUUAUUCAAAAGAACCCAGCAGAGAAGAUAGAAAAGCAUUUGAUCAGCUUUUGGAUCUUCAGAAAGCCUUGACUGAAGAGACCAGUAAGGAAGGGAGAGCUCUCCGGAACAAAGCAAACGCCCUUCUCACAGGCCUCCGGGAACAGUCAACCAGGAGGAAGCACUUGUUGAGCCCAGAGGAGCUGGAGGCUAGGAGGAAGAAGCGCCAAGAAGCAGCAGCAAAGAGAGCAAGGCUCAUGGAGGAAAAGAAGGCGGCAAAAGCAGAGGCAGAACACAAGAAAAAGAUGGCCUGGUGGGAGGCAAAUCAUUACACAUCUACUUGCCUGCCUUCAGAGGAAAGUGACUCUGAGGAAGAAUUUGAGGAGGAUGAGGCUGGGCUGAACAUGGAUUUAGAUUACAAAGAUGCAGACCUGAACUGUAUCAAGUACGUCAUGGGAGAUGUCACCCACCCCAAAGCAGAAGAGGAGGAUGCCAUCAUUGUCCACUGCCUAGAUGACUCCGGCCGCUGGGGAAGGGGUGGUUUAUUUACAGCUCUGGAGGCUCGUUCUGAUCAGCCAAGGAAAAUAUACGAGAUGGCAGGAAAGAUGAAAGACCUGGAGUUAGGAGGAACCCUGUUAUUCCCCAUUGAUGAUAAAAAGUCCAGGAAAAAAGGACAAGACUUGCUGGCCUUGAUUGUAGCUCAGCACCGGGAUCGGUCCAACAACUUGUCUGGCAUUAAGCUGUCUGCUUUGGAAAAGGGCCUGAAGAAGAUUUAUUUAGCAGCCAAGAAAAGGAAUGCAACAGUGCAUCUUCCACGUAUUGGGUAUGCAACAAAAGGUUUCAACUGGUAUGGUACCGAGCGGCUCAUCCGAAAAUAUUUGGCAACACGGGGUAUCCCCACUCUCAUAUACUACUUCCCUAGGAAUAAAGGCUUUUCCUCUGCUUCACAACCAUAUUCAUCUUCCAUGACAGUCUCAAAGCCAUGAAGAUGCAGUAUUUUUAUUGAGAAACAUGCGCCAAAAUCUUCUCAACAUCACGCAGACAGUCUGUAUGCAUCCACUUCAGAAGCAUGGCUUACACAGCUGUUAUUCGCCCCUGUAUCUCUCUGCCUUUAUUGGCCAGAACGUUUACAUAUUGUCAGUGGCUCUGGAGGGGAAUGAGACUGCGUCAGAGUUCAAAGAGUCUUUGGAUAAGGAUGUUGGCUCAAUCCCAGAUCUGUUUUGGAGGUGGAUAAUUAAACUUCCACUGAUGGUUAGUUGUUAUCCCUUACAUUAAGUUAUUGCUAGGGCUUGGAAUUACAGUAUUGUUUGGCCAUAUUUCCUCCCCCCCCCCUUAAAAUUUCAUCCCUUGUCUCACUAUAACUCUUUUCAGGCAGCUUUUUAGAGGUUACCUGGGACUCUGUGUAUGUGCCCAUAUAGACGUCUCAGUGGAAAGGAAGCUGUCAACCGCAUGACAACCACAUAGUAUAAACUGUUUAUACUGUUCCAGUUUCCCAGAAGUCCAUUUGACUUGCAUUUGUUCAAAUAUAAAAUUUAGCCACAUAAUCACGUGCCUACAAUCUAGCAAAAUCCUGACCAGUAUUCUUGGCAAAGGCAUGCAAGGCUGCCAAAAUUUGAGACUUUAUAAAUUACACCUUUCCUUCUCCCACAACUGCUUUUUCAUUACACAGUUCUUUGUUGCAGCUGUUGGGCAAAACCAGUACCUUAUUGCUAUCUAAAAAGCUGUGUGAAAGGUUCCAUGACCCUUUGAUUCACUUUAAGGAAAUCUUAAUGCAGAGUUUCUGAUGUUGGCUUUGCUCUAUUGGAAGAGAACUUUCCUGGUUUUUGCAUUGUUGGCACUGUUCGCUUUAGCAUAUUUUUAGGGUAUUUUUAGUACAACCAGGGAAUAGCAGCUCUCCUAAUAAGUGUUUUGACUAUAGAGACUGUGAGGUGCCAAGCUUAAUUCAAUUUAAAGUUCAGCUUCCAAUAGGAAAUCACCCCACAAGCAGUGGAAGGUUCGUCUUUAUCUAAUUGCCAACACACAUCUCAUUGGCUGCAUUUACAGGGCCUCUGUAGCACCGUCUGGUUACUUAGUAGUUUCAGGCCGGAUUCUGACAUGGCUGGUCAGGUUGACUGGUGUGCUCUGCACUAGAAGAAGGCUUCCUGAGUUGGAUAUUCUGCCAUUCACUCUUAGCUCUACCAGGAAACCCCAAGUGAUUCAUUAUCUCCUUUGACCCUGCUGAAUCUUAGGUAAGCUAGUGCUGCAUAGCACCGCUGUGGGUAAGACCUUGCUUGCAGCUGCUCACAGGGGCAGCCCCUAUGGAUUAGUCAAAGGGCUUGCAGGAUCAGAAUCUGACUGUGAAGACUUUCUGGGGUGAAAGGUGGCGGGUAGAUGUACGUUACCUUGGUUUCCCCCAGUCAUGUGAACUGGCACUCUUCCAGCAGGCCGGCUGGUGGCACUGUUAAUCAGCUGGAGCAGCACAUGUUGCUCUUCGGUCUGCUUUCAGAGAGCAGGGCAGUGAUCUCCAGCCUGGAAAAACACUCCAUCUCUGCCAGAAUUCAAACACCAGUUAUGCUUUUUUCUUUGCCAGCUUGACUGAACACGUAAUUUCAGUCUGCAGAUUCAAGGCUCUGUUCCUCCACCUAUUCUUUUCCUGUAUGUUUAUUGCCCUUUAAAAGGUUUCAUUCCCAAGUGUUCCAGUGUGUGCAGUCUUUUCCUCAGCUUCACACGCACCUAUGGCCAAAUCCCAGCCCACCUACAGGUUCUUGGCCACCGUGCAGUUACACAUGGACAGGAUUUGUCUUGCGGCUGAGUCGCCCCAGGAUAGGUUGAAGUAGUGCAUCUACCACCACUAUGUCCAGGUAUUCCUAUUUGAGGCCUUAUGCUUUGCUUUGUUUCUACAAGCAGAUGGGGCUCUGCCUCUGUCCUGUGCCCCCCACCCUGCUAGAACUCUGACUGGACUUAUAAAGGAGAGGAGGGCAUGACUACCUGCCUGUUAAUAUCCAUUACCCUCUAAGAUAAGGUCCACAGGGGGCUGCAAGGUUCCUGGCACACACGGAGGAAAGGUCAUACAGAUUCUAGCCCUCUAACUUAGGGGCAAGUCAGACAAAAGAUGUUCUCUUUUUCCCUCUGUAGCCCUCUUGGCCUGUGCAGAUGAAAUCUACCAUAAUUUUUUUCCUUUAAGUUUAGUUAGGAAAUGCUUCUGCAGUGUUUUGGGUUUGGUUUUUUUUUUCCUUUUUUAAACAAUAUUCUUUAAAUCUGCUGAACGCAAAGAAAAGUCCUACUUCCAUCUGUUUCGAAAUGGAAGUGAGAUUUCAAUUGAAUCCUGAACUGUGUUUUGCAGAAUCUCAGCCAAGUGAAGUUUUUCUCGUGUUUGCUACCCACCACCAUUUCUCUUUAUUUGGGCAGAAAUCAUGUAUUUUGGAUAAUUAAUUCCAUAAAGGGCUCAGUAGCUUUUAUGCACGUUGCUAUGCAAAAUAAAUGUGUCAUGCUGUUUCUUCA
Molecule: messenger RNA, 5208 nt
Organism: Harpia harpyja (harpy eagle)
Lineage: Eukaryota; Metazoa; Chordata; Aves; Accipitriformes; Accipitridae
Gene: CHD1L
Product: chromodomain helicase DNA binding protein 1 like
Exons: 23
Coding region: 48-2714 (888 amino acids)
Biological process (GO): chromatin remodeling; DNA repair
Cellular component (GO): nucleus
Molecular function (GO): DNA helicase activity; ATP-dependent chromatin remodeler activity; ATP binding
Source: RefSeq, a predicted model, not a curated record